Hirundo rustica (Barn swallow) is the source of this 11440-nucleotide messenger RNA. Its product is annotated as fibrillin-2. Bases 1 to 8388 code for a protein of 2795 amino acids. NCBI's taxonomy places the organism in Eukaryota, Metazoa, Chordata, Aves, Passeriformes, Hirundinidae. The transcript has 62 exons. Gene Ontology annotation, molecular function: calcium ion binding. The record is from RefSeq and is a predicted model, not a curated record.
AUGGGGGCUUGGUGGCUGGCCAGGCUCCUGCUGGGCUGCGCGGCCGUGCUGGCCGUGGCACCGGCGCGGGGACAGUACGAGGGCGACCUGCAGACGGACAGAUUCGCAGCCUACGAGGAGAGACCCCCAAACAGAGUGAGGAGAAGGGGCCAGGACUCGCUGCGAGGGUGCUGCCUGUGCCAGAAGGGAUUCACUGGCACCUACUGCAGGCAGCCCGUGUGUGAGAACGGCUGCCAGAACGGGGGCAGGUGCAUCGGACCCAACCGCUGCGCCUGCGUCUACGGCUUCACCGGGCCCCAGUGCGAGAGAGAUUACCGCACCGGGCCCUGCUUCAGCCAGGUGAACAACCAGAUGUGCCAGGGCCAGCUGAGCGGCAUCGUGUGCACCAAGACCAUGUGCUGUGCCACCAUCGGCCGCGCCUGGGGACACCCCUGCGAGAUGUGCCCGGCACAGCCGCACCCCUGCCGGCGCGGCUUCAUCCCCAACAUCCGCACCGGAGCCUGCCAGGAUGUGGAUGAGUGCCAGGCCAUCCCCGGCCUCUGCCAAGGUGGGAAUUGCAUCAACACCGUGGGAUCCUACGAGUGCAAGUGCCCUGCGGGGCACAAGCAGAGCGAGACCAGCCACCGCUGUGAAGACGUGGAUGAGUGCGGAGCCGUGCCCGGGGUGUGCGACGGCGGCGACUGCACCAACACCGUGGGCAGCUACGUGUGCUCCUGCCCCCGCGGCUUCGCCAGCAGCCCCGACGGGUCCCGCUGCCUGGACCAGCGCCUGGGCACGUGUUUCUCGGCGCUGCUGGGUGGCCGCUGUGCCGGGGACAUCCCGGGCCAGGCCAGCAGGAUGCAGUGCUGCUGCGACUCGGGCCGCUGCUGGGCCCUGGGCCAGACCCCCGAGAUGUGCCCGGUGCGGGGCUCGGACGAGUACCGCAGGCUGUGCAUCGAGGGACUGCCGGUCGUGCCAGGCUUCCCCGGGAACUUCCCAGGAAUCCCAGGAUUCGGACCCAACGGAGUCGGGCCGGGACUCAACGGGCCCGGGGGCAUCGGCCCCAACGGGGCCAACGGGCAGGGAGGGAUCCCGGGGCUGCCCGGGAUGGGCCCGGGGAGCUCCAGCAUCGGAACGGCCACGCUGAACCAGACCAUCGACAUCUGCAAGCACUUCACCAACCUGUGCCUGAACGGGCGCUGCAUCCCCACGCCGUCCAGCUACCGCUGCGAGUGCAACAUGGGCUACAAGCAGGACGUGCGAGGGGAGUGCAUCGAUGUGGACGAGUGCUCGAGCAGCCCCUGCGUCCACGGCGACUGCGUCAACACCCCGGGCUCCUACCACUGCAAGUGCCACGAGGGCUUCCAGAGCACCCCCACCAAGCAGGCCUGCAUCGACAUCGACGAGUGCAUCAUGAACGGGGUGAUGUGCAGGAACGGGCGCUGCGUCAACACCGACGGCAGCUUCCAGUGCAUCUGCAACGCCGGCUUCGAGAUCACCCCCGACGGCAAGAACUGCGUGGACCACGACGAGUGUGCCACCACCAACAUGUGCCUCAACGGGAUGUGCAUCAACGAGGACGGCAGCUUCAAGUGCAUCUGCAAACCCGGCUUCGUGCUGGCCCCCAACGGGCGCUACUGCGUGGACAUCGACGAGUGCGAGACGCCGGGGAUCUGCAUGAAUGGCUGGUGCAUCAACACGGAGGGCUCGUUCCGCUGCGAGUGCCUGGGGGGCCUGGCCAUCGGCGUGGACGGCCGCGUCUGCGUGGACACCCACAUGCGCAGCACCUGCUACGGGGGCAUCAAAAAGGGCACCUGCGCCCGCCCCUUCCCCGGCGCCGUCACCAAAUCCGAGUGCUGCUGCGCCAACCCCGACCACGGCUUCGGGGAGCCCUGCCAGCCCUGCCCGGCCAAAAACUCGGCGGAAUUCCAGGCUCUCUGCAGCAGCGGCAUCGGGAUCACGGCUGAUGGCAGAGACAUCAACGAGUGCGCCCUGAACCCCGACAUCUGCCCCAACGGGAUGUGCGAGAACCUGCGGGGCAGCUACCGCUGCAUCUGCAACCUGGGCUACGAGUCCGACCCCACGGGCAAGAACUGCGUGGACGUGGACGAGUGCAGCGUCAACCGGCUGCUGUGCGACAACGGCCUGUGCAGGAACACCCCCGGCAGCUACACCUGCACCUGCCCCAAGGGCUUCGUGUUCCGCACCGAGACCGACACCUGCGAAGACAUCAACGAGUGCACGUCCAACCCGUGCGUGAACGGGCUGUGCCGGAACAACGCCGGCUCCUUCGCCUGCGAGUGCUCCCCGGGCAGCAAGCUGGACCCCAGCGGCACCAUCUGCGUGGACAGCAUGAAGGGCACCUGCUGGCUCAACAUCCAGGACGGGCGCUGCGAGGUCAACAUCAACGGCGCCACGCUGAAAUCCGAGUGCUGCGCCACGCUGGGGGCGGCCUGGGGCAGCCCCUGCGAGCGCUGCGAGAUCGACACGGCCUGUCCCCGGGGGUACGCCCGCAUGAAGGGGGUCACCUGUGAAGAUGUGAACGAGUGCGAGGUGUUCCCGGGCGUGUGCCCCAACGGCCGCUGCGUCAACUCCGCCGGCUCCUUCCGCUGCGAGUGUCCCGAGGGGCUGACCCUGGACGGCACCGCCAGGACCUGCGUGGACGUGCGGGUGGAGCAGUGCUACAUGCGCUGGGACGAGGACGAGUGCACGGAGCCGCUGCCCGGAAAGUUCCGCAUGGACAUGUGCUGCUGCUCCGUGGGCUCGGCCUGGGGCUCGGACUGCGAGGAGUGUCCCCGCGCCGGCUCGGCCGAGUACAAGGCGCUGUGCCCCCGCGGGCCCGGCUUCGCCAACCGCGGCGACGUGCUCUCGGGGCGGCCCUUCUACAAAGACGUGAACGAGUGCAAGGUGUUCUCGGGGCUGUGCACCCACGGCACCUGCAGGAACACCAUCGGCAGCUUCAGGUGCAUCUGCGGCAACGGCUUCGCUCUGGACGCUGAGGAGAGGAACUGCACAGACAUCGACGAGUGCCGCAUCUCCCCCGACCUGUGCGGCCACGGCUCCUGCGUGAACACCCCGGGCAGCUUCGAGUGCGAGUGCUUCGAGGGCUACGAGAGCGGCUUCAUGAUGAUGAAGAACUGCAUGGACAUCAACGAGUGCGAGCGGGACCCGCUGCUGUGCCGGGGCGGGAUCUGCAUGAACACGGACGGCAGCUUCGAGUGCAUCUGCCCCCCUGGGCACGAGCUGACAGCCGAGGGCAACACCUGCAUUGACAUCAACGAGUGCUCCCUCAGCGACAACCUCUGCCGCAACGGGCGCUGCGUCAACGUCAUCGGCACCUACCAGUGCUCCUGCGACUCGGGCUUCCAGGCCACGCCGGACAGGCAGGGCUGUGUGGACAUCGACGAGUGCACCAUCACCAACGGGGGCUGUGACACCCACUGCUCCAACUCCGAGGGCAGCUACGAGUGCAGCUGCAGCGAGGGCUACGCCCUGAUGCCCGACAAGAGGUCCUGUGCAGAUAUCGAUGAGUGUGAGGACAACCCCGACAUCUGUGACGGGGGGCAGUGCACCAACAUCCCCGGGGAGUACCGCUGCCUCUGCUUCGACGGCUUCAUGGCAUCCCUGGACAUGAAGACCUGCAUCGACGUGAACGAGUGCGACCUCAACCCCAACAUCUGCCUGCACGGCGAGUGCGAGAACACCAAGGGCUCCUUCAUCUGCCACUGCCAGCUGGGCUACUUCGUCAAGAAGGGAACCACGGGGUGCACAGACAUCGACGAGUGCGAGAUCGGGGCCCACAACUGCGACAUGCACGCGUCCUGCAUCAACGUCCCCGGCAGCUUCAAGUGCAAGUGUCGCUCGGGCUGGCUCGGGGACGGGCUCAAGUGCAACGACCUGGACGAGUGUGCGACCGAGGAGCACAAGUGCAACCUGAACGCCAACUGUGUGAACACGCCCGGCUCGUACCGCUGCGCCUGCCGCGACGGCUUCAACGGCGACGGCUUCUCCUGCUCAGACGUGGACGAGUGCGCGGACAACGUGAACCUGUGUGAGAACGGGCAGUGCCUCAACGCCCCCGGCGGGUACCGCUGCGAGUGCGAGAUGGGCUUCAACCCCACCGAGGACAGCAGGGCCUGCCAGGACAUUGAUGAAUGCACCUUCCAGAACAUCUGCGUGUUUGGCACCUGCCAGAACCUGCCCGGGAUGUUCCGCUGCGCCUGCGACGACGGAUACGAGCUGGACAGGAGCGGGGGCAACUGCACAGACAUCAACGAGUGCGCAGACCCCGUGAACUGCAUCAACGGGCUCUGCGUCAACACCCCCGGCAGCUACCUGUGCAACUGCCCCCAGGACUUCGAGCUGAACCCCACCGGCGUGGGCUGCGUGGAUACCCGGGUUGGGAAUUGCUUCCUGGACACGCAGGACCGAGGGGACGGCGGCAUCUCCUGCAGCGCCGAGAUCGGCGUGGGGGUCACCAGGGCCUCCUGCUGCUGCUCCCUGGGCCGUGCCUGGGGCAAUCCCUGCGAGCUCUGCCCUCCUGCCAACACCACCGAGUACAAGACCUUGUGCCCUGGGGGAGAAGGGUUCCGCCCCAACCCCAUCACCGUCAUCCUGGAGGACAUCGACGAGUGCCAGGAGCUGCCGGGGCUGUGCCAGGGCGGGAACUGCGUCAACACCUUCGGCAGCUUCCAGUGCGAGUGUCCCCUGGGCUACUACCUCAACGAGGACACCCGGAUCUGCGAAGAUAUCGACGAGUGCUCUGCCCACAUCGGGAUCUGCGGCCCCGGCACCUGCUACAACACCCUGGGCAACUACACCUGCGUGUGCCCGCCCGAGUACAUGCAGGUCAACGGCGGGAACAACUGCAUGGACAUGAGGAAGAGCGUUUGCUACCGCAACUACAACGACACCUGCGAGAACGAGCUGUCCUUCAACAUGACCAAGAAGAUGUGCUGCUGCUCCUACAACAUCGGCAAGGCCUGGAACAAACCCUGCGAGCCCUGUCCCACCCCUGCCAGCCCCGAGUACCAGAUCCUGUGCGGGAACCAAGCCCCCGGAUUUAUCAUCGACAUCCACACGGGGAAGCCCAUUGAUAUCGACGAGUGCAGCGAGAUCCCGGCCAUCUGCACCAACGGCGUCUGCAUCAACCAGAUCGGGAGCUUCCGCUGCGAGUGCCCCAUCGGCUUCAGCUACAACAACAUCCUGCUCAUCUGCGAGGACAUCGACGAGUGCAGCAGCGGGGAGACGCUGUGCCAGCGGCACGCCGAGUGCGUCAACAUCCCGGGCAGCUUCCGCUGCGAAUGCGCCACCGGAUACCGCCUGUCCCCGGGGGGAGCCUGCGUGGGUCGCAACGAGUGCCAGGAGAUCCCCAACGUGUGCAGCCACGGCGACUGCGUGGACACCGAGGGCAGCUACGUCUGCGUCUGCCACAACGGCUUCAAGGCCACCGGGGAGCAGACCAUGUGCAUGGACAUCGACGAGUGCGACCGGCAGCCCUGCGGCAACGGCACCUGCAAGAACACCGUGGGCUCCUACAACUGCCUCUGCUUCCCGGGCUUCGAGCUCACCCACAACAACGACUGCAUGGACGUGGACGAGUGCUCGUCGCUGGUGGGGCAGGUGUGCAGGAACGGGCAGUGCAUCAACAGCGUGGGCUCCUUCCAGUGCCUGUGCCAGGAGGGCUACGACCGCACCCCCGACGGCAAGAACUGCGUGGACAUCAACGAGUGCGUGAGCCUGCCCGGGACCUGCUCGCCGGGCACCUGCCAGAACCUGGAGGGCUCCUUCCGCUGCAUCUGCCCCCCGGGCUACGAGGUGCAGAACGACAACUGCAUCGACAUCAACGAGUGCGAAGAGGAGCCCAACAUCUGCCUCUUCGGGACGUGCACCAACACCCCCGGCAGCUUCCAGUGCGUGUGUCCCCCGGGCUUCGUGCUGUCCGACAACGGCCGCCGCUGCUUCGACACUCGCCAGAGCUUCUGCUUCACUCGCUUCGACAACGGGAAGUGCUCGGUGCCCAAGGCCUUCAACACCACCAAGGCUCGGUGCUGCUGCAGCAAAAUGCCCGGGGAGGGCUGGGGAGACCCGUGCGAGCUGUGCCCGCAGGAGGGGAACGUUGCCUUCCAGGAGCUGUGUCCGUACGGCCACGGAGCCAUCCCGGGCCCGGGGGACACCCGGGAAGACGUGAACGAGUGCUCGGAGAACCUGGGCGUGUGCAUCAACGGCGCCUGCAUCAACACCGACGGCUCCUUCCGCUGCGAGUGCCCCUUCGGCUACAACCUGGACUACACCGGGGUCAACUGCGUGGACACGGACGAGUGCUCCAUCGGCAAUCCCUGCGGGAAUGGCACCUGCACCAACGUGGUGGGAGGCUUCGAGUGCGCCUGCGACGAGGGCUUUGAGCCGGGGCCCAUGAUGACCUGUGAAGACAUCAACGAGUGCUCCCUGAACCCCCUGCUCUGCGCCUUCCGCUGCAUCAACACCUUCGGCUCCUACGAGUGCACCUGCCCCUCUGGGUACGCCCUGCGGGAGGACAGGAGGAUGUGCAGAGAUCUGGACGAGUGCGCCGAGGGGCUGCACGACUGCGAGUCCCGGGGGAUGCUCUGCAAGAACCUCAUCGGCACCUUCAUGUGCAUCUGCCCGCCCGGCAUGCAGCGCCGGCCCGACGGCGAGGGCUGCACAGAUGAGAACGAGUGCCGCACCAAGCCCGGGAUCUGCCCCAACGGGCGCUGCGUCAACACGGCCGGCAGCUACCGCUGCGACUGCAACGAAGGCUUCGAAGUCAGCCCCUCGGGCACGGAGUGCAUCGACACCCGCCAGGGCUUCUGCUUCACGGAGGUGCUGCAGACCAUGUGCCAGAUGUCCUCCACCAACCGCAACCUGGUCACCAAGUCCGAGUGCUGCUGCAACAGCGGGCGCAGCUGGGGCCCGCAGUGCGAGCUCUGCCCCCUGCCCGGCACUGCCCACUACAAGAAGAUGUGUCCCCACGGCCCCGGGUACUCCACGGACGGCAGAGACAUCGACGAGUGCAAGGUGCUGCCCAACCUGUGCAGGAACGGGCAGUGCAUCAACAGCAUCGGCUCCUUCCGCUGCCACUGCCGCCUGGGCUACACCCCGGACAUCACGGGCACCGCCUGCCAGGAUCUGGACGAGUGUAACCAGUCCCCGAAGCCCUGCAACUUCAUCUGCAAGAACACCGAGGGCAGCUACCAGUGCUCCUGCCCCCGGGGCUACGUCCUGCAGGAGGACGGCAAGAUCUGCAAAGACCUGGACGAGUGCUCCACCAAGCAGCACAACUGCCAGUUCCUCUGCGUCAACGUCAUCGGCGGCUUCAACUGCAAGUGCCCCCCUGGCUUCACCCAGCACCACUCCUCCUGCAUCGACAACAACGAGUGCACGGCUCAGCCCUCGCUGUGUGGGGCCAAGGGGCAGUGCCUCAACACCCCCGGCAGCUACAACUGCGAGUGCCAGAAGGGAUUUUCCCUGGACAGCUCCGGGGUCAACUGCGAAGACGUGGACGAGUGUGACGGGAACCACCGGUGCCAGCACGGCUGCCAGAACGUGCUCGGGGGCUACCGCUGCGGCUGCCCCCAGGGCUACGUGCAGCACUACCAGUGGAACCAGUGCGUGGACGAGAACGAGUGCUCCAGCCCCUCUGCCUGCGGCUCUGCCUCCUGCUACAACACCCUGGGCAGCUUCAAGUGCGUUUGUCCCUCGGGCUUCGACUUCGACCAGGCCUUCGGGGGCUGCCAGGACGUGGACGAGUGCUCGGCCGGGGGCAGCCCCUGCAGCUACGGCUGCUCCAACACGGACGGGGGCUACCUGUGCGGCUGCCCCGGCGGCUACUUCCGAGCAGGACAGGGCCACUGCAUUUCCGGCUUGGGAUUCGGGAAGGGUCCCUACGUGCCCGCGCCCCAGGAGGAGGAUGAGGACAACCUGCUGUCCCCCGAGACCUGCUACGAGUGCAAGAUCAACGGGUACCCCAAGAGGGGCCGGCAGCGGCGCAGCGUCAACGGCACGGAGAGGCACCAGGACCAGGCGGUGAACUUGGCCAGCAUGGACGUGGACGCGCCGCUGUCCAUGGCGCUGAACCUGUCGGAGCUGGCGCACAAGGAGCACAUCCUGGAGCUGCUGCCGGCCGUGGAGCCGCUGGAGAACCGCGUGCGCUACGCCAUCUCCCAGGGCAACGAGGACGGGCUCUUCCGCAUCCACCACAAGGAAGGGCUCAGCUUCCUGCACCUGGGCCGCAAGAAAAUCCCGCCGGGCACGUACCUGCUGGAGAUCGUCAGCGUGGCGCUGCCCCGCCGGCGGGAACUGCACAAACUCGAGGCCGACAACCACCUCGAGUACUUGGCGGGGGAGCUGGGCCAGGCGCUGAGGAUGAAGCUGCAGCUCCAGCUCUACUAAAGCCACCAGAGAUCCCCCCCCCCGAGUCCCACCCGACAGCGCGGCCCUGCCCCUCGCCACCCACCCCGGGAACAACGGGCUCCUCUCCUGCCACCGCCGGGACAGCCACGGGAAAUGUGUCCUGAUGGCAGCAGCACCUGCUGGGACAUCCAUGGGAAAUGUCCUGAUGGGAUCAGCCACGGGAAAUGUGUCCUGAUGGGAGCAGCCACGGGAAAUGUGUCCUGAUGGGAGCAGCACCUGCUGGGACGUCCAUGGGAAAUGUCCUGAUGGGAUCAGCCAUGGGAAAUGUCCCAACCAUGGGAAAUGUCCUGAUGGGAUCAGCCAUGGGAAAUGUCCCAACCAUGGGAAAUGUCCUGAUGGGAUCAGCCACUGCCAGGACAGCCGCAGGAAAUGUCCUGAUGGGAUCAGCCACGGGAAAUGUGUCCUGAUGGGAGCAGCACCUGCUGGGAUGUCCAUGGGAAAUGUCCUAACGGGAUCAGCCACCACAGGGACAUCCAUGAGAAAUGUCCCAUCCAUGGGAAAUGUCCCACUGGGAUCAGCCACCGCCGGGACAGUCACGGGGAAUGUCCCGAUGGGAUCUGCCAUGGGAAAUGUCCUGAUGGGAUCUGCCACCACCAGGACAGCCGCAGGAAAUGUCCUGCUGGGACCAGCCACCACGGGGACACCCAUGGGAAAUGUCCCAUCCAUGGGAAAUGUCCCUCUGGGAUCAGCCCGCUCCGGCCAUGCUCUGCUCCAGGGGGUGCCUGAGCCAAGCCCAAAAGGACCAAGCCCGAGCCAGAGCUCCCGAAAGCCAAAGAUCCCGAGCUCCUGAGCGGGGCUCCCCUCCUCUGCUCCCGCCCGUGCCCCUUCCCCAGGACACCUCCAGCUGCCUGUUCUCCAUGGCCCCAUCCCAGGAAAAGCUGGGGGCAGCUUUGGGAGGAGCCGUGGCUCCGUGUGGUGUCUGUGCAUCUGCCACCAGCUCCAGCUCCAGCUCCAGCUCCAGCUCCAGCUCCUGCUCCAGCUCCAGCUCCUGCUCCAGCUCCAGCUCCAGCUCCUGCUCCUGCUCCUGCUCCUGCUCCUGCUCCUGCUCCAGCUCCAGCUCCAGCUCCAGCUCCAGCUCCAGCUCCAGCUCCUGCUCCAGCUCCAGCUCCAGCUCCUGCUCCAGCUCCAGCUCCUGCUCCAGCUCCUGCUCCAGCUCCAGCUCCAGCUCCAGCUCCAGCUCCAGCUCCAGCUCCAGCUCCAGCUCCUGCUCCAGCUCCGCGUUGGGAAGUGCUGCAGGAACCAUCCCAUCCCUGGCCUGGUUGGACUCUGUAUCCCCGCCUUCUCCAUGGCAUUUUGGGACUUCGAGGAGUCCUCCGAUCUUUUUGGGGACUCCCCUGCUCCUUUUGGCGACAGAAAAGGGACAGACCAGGUCCUGAGCAAAGGGACAGCUCCGGGUGCUCCCGUCCCAUCCCGCAGCCGUGGGCAGGAAGGGAGGCAGGGACAUCCCGAGGUUCCUCAGGAGCAGAGUCCUUGACUCGGGGUCACCUUGUCCUCGUCCUGGGGACGGCAGGGGGCUGGGGGUCCCCCCCCUCUGCCCCGUGACCCCCAGGUGCCGGCCCCGGUGCACGCUCCGUGGUUAACGCAGACCCAAAGGCACGAAAAGGAGCCUGGAAAAUCGGGAUGAGGAGGAUGGAGGGCUCCGUGCUGCCCCACAGCCCCCUCUGCCCCGGCGGGCUUCCCCUCCUCCCUCUCCCUGCAUGAUCCCUGCAAGGCCAUUCCCUGUUUUUUGCAGGAAUCCUUUGCUCAUUCCCGGGCCAAAAAAAAAAAAAAAAAAAAAAAAGCUGAUUCCCGGGGGAAAAAAAAAAUGGUGCUCAUUCCCUGGAUAUAAGGUGCUGAUUCCCGGGACCAAAAAACGCUGAUUCCCGGGGGGGAAAAAAAAGUGCUCAUUCCCGAUAAAAAGUGCUGAAUAAUUCCCGGGAUAUAAGGUGCUCAUUCCCGAGAUAUAUGGUGCUCAUUCCUGGGAUAAAAUGUGCUCAUUCCUGAUAAAUGGUGCUGAAUAAUUCCCGGGAUAAGAGGUGCUGAUUCCCGGGAUUUAAGGUGCUGAUUCCCGGGAUUUAAGGUGCUCAUUGCCGGGGUUUAAAGUGCUCAUUCCCGGGAUUUAAAGUGCUGAUUCCCGGGAGUUAAGGUGCUGAUUAAUUCCCGGGAUUUAAGGUGCUGAUUAAUUCCCGAGAUUUAAGGUGCUGAUUCCCGGGAUUUAAAGUGCUCAUUCCCGGGGUUUAAGGUGCUGAUUCCCGGGAUUAAAAAUGCUGAUUCCCGGGAGUUAAGGUGCUGAUUCCCGGGGUUUAAGGUGCUGAUUCCUGGGAGUUAAGGUGCUGAUUAAUUCCCGGGAUUUAAGGUGCUGAUUAAUUCCCGGGAUUUAAGGUGCUGAUUCCCGGGAGUUAAGGUGCUGAUUCCCGGGAUUUAAAAUGCUGAUUCCCGGGAGUUAAGGUGCUGAUUAAUUCCCGGGAUUUAAGGUGCUGAUUAAUUCCCGAGAUUUAAGGUGCUGAUUCCCGGGAUAAGAGGUGCUCAUUCCCAAGGAACUGCCUCAUCCCGAGGCGCCCGCAGCUCCCGGGAGCUGGUUCCCGGCCAGCGUUCUGCGCUGUGCCCAUCCACCUCCCGCAUUUACGGAGAACCACCGAAGGAAUGCUCGCUCGGCGCUGUCAGGAGCGCAUUUUCCUGUCGCUUUACCCGGUGUUUUUUGGUUUUUUUGGAGAGGUGGGAAUUUCUCCCGGUUCGCUGCAGGGGUGGGGAAUGUGUGUGUUUACUGUAUCGGGGCUCCGGGCAAACUUGAAAACUCCUCGAAGCAGCUCCAGACUCUGGAUUUUACAAGAGUCCCGGAGCUUGUGACAGGAUGGGUGGCCUGAUGUUUGGGAUUUUAUUAUUUUUUUUAAUUAUUAUUUUUGGUUUGGUUGUUGUUUUUGUUUUUUUUUUUUCCCCUCAACUGGUGCUCUUUUUUUCUUUUUCUUUUUUUUUUUUUUUUUUAAAGAAAACCAAAAUCAAAAAAGUAUUAUUAAUAAUAAUAAUAAUAAAUUAGCAGAGCUGGGUUUGUGUG